UUAUCCACAAAAAGCUCUACGUGUCUUUCUUCAAGCUAGUUCAAACUUGAAAGCUCUUACUUCUCUCCUCCUCCGAGCUCAUAAGCUCAAUUUCCCGAGAAAAUUCUGCUCAAAUUUCUAUUAUAGAAUCUUAGUUUUCCUCAGAAAAUUGCUUUCCUACCUUAGCAAGCUCCCCAGCAAUCCACAAUUGGCUCUGACGGUCUCAUGCUAUCCAAAUUACCAAAAUGGCCAUCUUGUCCCAUCUAUGGAUUCUGAAUCCUUCGCCCAUCUCCACAGAACUCGUUAAACCCAAGUCUAAACCUCCUUGCUUCUCUUUCUCUAGUUUCCCGGUCCACCGACGGCUCAUUUCAGUAUCUGGCGAGCGGAGAACCUAUUCUGGCGCUGGAAAAGCUCGGGCCAAAACUAAAGAACUUGUCCUCGGCAAUCCGUCAGUCGUCGUUGAGAAAGGCAAGUACAGCUACGACGUUGAAACCCUAAUCAACAAGCUCAGCAGCCUCCCUCCGCGUGGCAGCAUCGCGCGUUGCCUUGAAGUCUUUAAGAACAAGCUCUCCCUAAACGACUUUGCUUUGGUCUUCAAGGAAUUCGCCCAGCGUGGGGACUGGCAGAGAUCGCUUCGCCUUUUCAAGUAUAUGCAGCGCCAGAUCUGGUGCAAGCCCAACGAGCACAUAUACACAAUCAUGAUUAGUCUAUUAGGCCGAGAAGGCCUCCUUGAAAAAUGCGCCGAGAUUUUCGAAGAAAUGCCGACACACGGCGUACCGCGUAGUGUCUUCUCCUACACGGCUUUGAUAAACUCUUACGGGCGUCACGGCCAGUACGAGGUCUCACUUGAGCUUCUAGAGAGAAUGAAAAAAGAAAAGGUUCCCCCCAGUAUACUUACUUAUAAUACGGUGAUAAAUUCUUGCGCUAGAGGUGGGUUAGAUUGGGAGGGUCUGUUAAGUUUAUUUGCUGAAAUGAGGCAUGAAGGCGUACAGCCUGAUAUUGUUACUUAUAAUACUUUGCUUAGUGCUUGUGCUAAUAGGGGUUUAGGGGAUGAGGCUGAGAUGGUUUUUCGAACAAUGAAUGAAGGAGGAAUGGUGCCUGAUAUAACAACUUAUCGUAAUCUUGUUGAAACAUUUGGCAAAUUGAAUAAGUUAGAGAAGGUUAGUGAAUUAUUUAAGGAAAUGGAAUCCAGUGGCAAUUUACCUGAAAUUUCAUCAUAUAAUGUGUUGCUAGAGGCAUAUGCAAGCAAAGGGAACAUUAAGGAUGCUAUGGGGGUGUUUAGGCAGAUGCAAGAGGCUGGUUGUGUUCCAAAUGCUGUAACCUAUACUAUGCUGUUAAAUUUGUAUGGGAGACAUGGGAGAUACGAUGAUGUUAGGGAGCUUUUCUUGGAGAUGAAAGUUAGUAACACAGAACCUGAUGUGGCAACAUAUAAUAUACUUAUAGAGGUGUUUGGUGAGGGCGGGUAUUUUAAGGAGGUAGUGACAUUGUUUCAUGAUAUGGUGGAGGAGAAUGUGGAGCCAAAUAUGGGGACUUAUGAGGGGUUGAUAUAUGCUUGUGGUAAGGGAGGGCUACACGAAGAUGCUAAGAAGAUUUUACUUCAUAUGGAUGGGAAAGGAAUAGUGCCAAGCUCCAAGGUAUACACCGGUGUUAUUGAAGCGUAUGGACAGGCUGCAUUGUAUGACGAGGCUCUUGUUAUGUUUAAUACAAUGAAUGAAAUGGGAAGCAAGCCGACUGUUGAGACUUAUAAUUCGUUAAUUUAUAUGUUUGCAAGUGGCGGACUUUACAAGGAAUCUGAGGCUAUGUUGUGGAAAAUGGGUGAAUCUGGGUUUGCACAGGAUAGGGAUUCUUUCAAUGGUGCGAUUGAAGGUUAUAGACAAGGAGGCCAGUUUGAAGAAGCUAUCAAGGCUUAUGUUGAUAUGGAAAAAGCAAGAUUUCAACCUGAUGAGCGGACCCUUGAGGCCGGUUUGAGUGUUUACUGCACUGCAGGUCUUGUUGAUGAGAGUGAGGAGCAAUUCCGGGAAAUUAGAGCUUCUGGAAUAUUGCCCAGUGUUAUGUGCUACUGCAUGAUGCUGGCUGUUUAUGCUAAGAAUAAUAGAUGGAGUGAUGCCUAUGAGGUGCUUGAUGAGAUGGCAACAAAUAGGGUAUCAAACAUUCAUCAAGUGAUUGGGCAGAUGAUCAAAGGAGAUUAUGAUGAUGACUCUAAUUGGCAAAUGGUCGAGUAUGUCUUUGACAAACUCAACUCUGAAGGAUGUGGUCUGGGGAUGAGGUUUUAUAACACUCUUUUGGAAGCACUUUGGUGGUUGGGUCAGAAAAAACGGGCUGCAAGAGUGCUCAGUGAAGCAACCAGGCGAGGUCUUUUCCCUGAACUCUUUCGUAAAAGCAAACUUGUAUGGGCUGUGGAUGUGCACAGGAUGUGGGAAGGUGGUGCAUGCACAGCAAUAUCUGUUUGGCUCAAUGAUAUGUACAAGAUGUUCUUGGCAGGGGUAGAUCUUCCUCAGCUAGCAUCAGUUGUUGCAGUACGGGGGCGGAUGGAGAAAAGCUCUGUUUCACAAGAAUUUCCCCUUGUGAAGGCAGUUUACUCCUUUCUUCAGGAUAAUGUGUCAUCGUUAUUUUCUUUCCCUGUAUGGAAUAAGGGUCGCAUUACCUGCCAGCGGUCCCAUCUCAAGCGCAUUCUUUCUGGCACAGAUUCAACUUCAGAUGAAAACAGAAAAGAUGAAUUUAUUGCUUUAAGUAACUCCCCUCUUUCUCUCCCUAGCACAAGAACAUCAACAAGCAAUGUCAAUAGUCAACAUGAGAAUCCCAAUUCUGAAACAAGAACGGAGCUUGUGACGAGCAGAGUUUAAAUUUUAUAUACUAAAUUAACCAUCCGCAUUUCAUGCUCGGAAAAUCUUUCUCCCAAUUUCAAUUAAAAAGAUGCACACCAAGAAAUGAUCUUCUACUGUUGUAUCUUCUGAUGUUUCCACUGGUGGAAGAUAAGGUCGUUUCUAAAGGUGGAUAUCAGCUCCGUAGUUCACCAAAUUGCAGAAUGAAUCAGUGUUCGCGAGGCAGUCUCUGUUGCUUACCACUUUGAUUUAAAUACACUAGGCAAGUCUAGAUUUAACGGUGAGAAGAGGUCAGCUGAUGAAAAGGAUUUUUAGCAGUAGUUUAUUAUUCUUUACAUGUAAAUGGAUUUUGGUUAUUCUAUUAUUUGGGGAAAAAAAGUUAAAAAGA
Molecule: messenger RNA, 3189 nt
Organism: Manihot esculenta (cassava)
Lineage: Eukaryota; Viridiplantae; Streptophyta; Magnoliopsida; Malpighiales; Euphorbiaceae
Product: pentatricopeptide repeat-containing protein At1g74850, chloroplastic
Exons: 4
Coding region: 225-2822 (865 amino acids)
Molecular function (GO): protein binding
Source: RefSeq, a predicted model, not a curated record